ACCAUUCGCUGUGAUGGGAGGGAGCGGAGAAUAGAUGGGCGUCUGCCUCGCUAGUUUAUUCAAGGAGGAAGAGAAAGGUAUGAGAGGGGCAGGGCAUGGAGAACAGAGGUAGGCUAGAUUAAAUACAAGUAAGGGUUCUCUUGCAGAUUCUUCUUAGAUCUAGGGCUGUUGACUAGUCUUUUUCAUAACCAACAGACUGCAAGGGAAAUCAUUGAAACAUUUUAUUCUUACUUUCAUAUUAUAAUGCGGAAGGCAUGUCUUGUAAAGUGACAUGUCACGACAGAGCGAGAAUAUGAGCUAAUAGUCAGUCAAAAGCGAAGUAUUAAGACAGGUUUAUACGGAACAAAAAAACAGAGGAGAGAAGGCGAACUAUGACCGAAGAUGAUUUCUGCUAAGAAAACUCCGGAAAAGAGUCGUUAUCCUAUUCACUACAUGGUGUGGCACGACAAACAUCCGCAACUAGAGAAAGCGCUAUCCGGGAACGAGCAGGUGGACGUGGAGACCCUGGACCCCCGGGGUCGGACUCCCCUCCACCUGGCUGUCACUCUGGGUCACCUGGACUGUGCCCGUCUGCUCCUUCAACAUGGUGCUGACGUCAGCAAGGAGAACCGCAACGGCUGGACGGUGCUCCAGGAGGCAGUCAGUACACGAGACCCGGAGCUGGUACGUCUAGUUCUGCAUUACCGUGACUACCAGCGGACCACUAAGAGACUGGCGGGAAUCCCUGUCCUCCUGGAGAGACUGCACCAGGCUCAGGACUUUUAUGUGGAGAUGAAAUGGGAGUUUACAAGCUGGGUGCCGCUGGUGUCUCGUAUCUGUCCCAGUGACACAUACCGCGUGUGGAAGAGUGGCCAGUGUCUGCGCGUAGACACCACUCUCAUGGGCUUUGAUCAGAUGACCUGGCAGAGAGGAAACCGAAGCUUCAUCUUCCGGGGUCAAGACUCCAGUGCAGUGGUGAUGGAGGUGGACCACGACAGACAGCUGGUGUUCUGUGAGACGCUGUGUGUGUCCUCUCUGACGUCUCCCACCUCGCAGCGGGGCACUGCCGGCCUGGGCCUCCUGGGGGCACUACAGCCCAGUGGGGAGCAGGUGGUAGCCCGCCUGUCCGCCCCCGUGGUCACCACCCAGCUAGACACCAAAAAUAUCACCUUCGAGAGGAAUAAGACUGGCAUCCUAAGCUGGCGCAGUGAGAAGAACGAGAUGGUGAACGGGUAUGAGGCUAAGGUGUAUGGCGCCUCCAAUGUGGAACUGAUCACUCGAACCCGAACGGACCAUCUCAGUGAGCCACUCAAGGCGAAGCCCAAAGUCGGUAAGACGCCCCUGCAAAACUUCCUAGGGAUCGCCGAGCAACACAUGGGGCCCAACAAUGGGGCCCUAGUGACUCAGAUGUCAUGUCCUGCCGUGACCAACCCCACAGCCCUGACAGCCGAGGAGUACUUCAAUCCCAACCUGCCCCUGGGCACCCGGGAUAUUGGCCACCCCUGUCAACUCACCACCAAGACUCAGAGGUUCAAGGCUAAGCUGUGGCUGUGUGAGGCCCAUCCUCUGUCCCUAGCGGAGCAGGUGGCACCCAUCAUUGACCUCAUGGCCAUCUCCAAUGCUCUCUUCGCCAAGCUCAGGGAUUUCAUUACCCUGCGACUGCCACCUGGCUUCCCCGUCAAGAUCGAAAUUCCCAUCUAUCACAUCCUGAAUGCCCGGAUCACCUUUGGGAACCUGAACGGGUGUGAGGAGGGGUUGGUGACAGGGCCGGGCAGGGUGGAGGGGGAGGUGGAUGGACAGAAGGACAGCAGCCCCAGGACUGACACAGACACCCCCUCCCCAGGCAGUGACUCUUCUAGUGUCUCCAGCUCCAGCUCCACAACGUCGUGUCGUGGAGGGGAGAUCCCCCCAUGUGUGUUCGAGCCCCCUCAGGGUUACACUGUGCUGGGAGGCAACCAGAGGGACAACAACAUGCGUGGUGAUGAGGAGGAGGAUCUGCUGCAGUUUGCCAUCCAACAGAGUCUGCUGGAGGCUGGCUCGGAGUACGACCAGGUGACUAUCUGGGAGGCGCUGACCAACAGCAAGCCCAGCACACGUACUCUUCCCUGUGACCCCAGUCGCCUGCAAAGGACUCCCCAGCACAGGCCUUGCCCUCCAGCCAGCCUCUGUAACACGCCCACCAAGAAGCCCCCCACAACCUGCAGCUACGACCAGCAACUCCGCCUGGCAAUGGAAAUGUCGGCGCGGGAGCAGGCAGAGGCCGAGCUACGGCGACGGCAAGAGGAGGAGGAGCUGCAGCGGAUCAUCCAACUGUCACUCUUGGAGAAAUGAGAGCCUGAUUGGCCAGAUGGGCUCUAGGAGGUAUGGGAGAGGAGGAGGGUGGAGGUCCAGAGAGGGUAGUCAAUAAGUUCACUCUACUCCUGGCUGUGACAGCCUUGCUCCUCCGACUGUCCCAUAUCCCCUUUCCCACUGCGCUCCUUCAAUAAGAGCCUGUCUGUGUGGCACAACAGGGCUCUACAGUGCUGAUACAGCUACAGUACAGACUCACUACUCUCUGGUGCCACUCUGCACUCGCAGUCAGUGCAAGUUUACAACAAGAAACAAGAAGAAACACUUGUAAUGGAAUGCUACAUUGACCGACCACAUUAGUGGGAUAGGGUAAUACAAAUUGUGUUUGUGAAGGUCACUCGUUAAUAAAUGGUCCUGUGAUUGGGGUAUAGGGUUUGUGUCCACUUCACAGACCUGGGUCUUAUUCAUUAGGCACCAAUGAAAGAAAAUGUAAUGAAACAGGAAUGGACUACCUGAAAUUGUCCAAUAGAAACACUUGUUUUUGUUUACCGUUGCAAAUCAUUCUGCUAUAGUGUGCCCUAGUGAAUACUGCCCUCUGUGUGAGUGUCAGUUGGGUCAAGUGGGGUGGGAUGUUGAAAUACUCUGUUUCUUCCUCAUUUUUAAUAGAUUGCUACACCCCCCCCUGAUUUGCACAAAAUUGAAAGUGGGUUUGAUUCCCAUAAGGGACCAGUAUGAAAAUGUAUGUGCUCACUACUGUAAGUCGCUCUGGAUAAGAGCGUCUGCUAAAUGACUAAAAUGUUAAUGUUAAAUGUUAAAUGUUACUGUAAUUAGACUGUGGAUGGACACUUGAUGACUGUUAAUAAGUAGAGAAAUAGAAUAAUAAUCCUAUAGAGUUAAUGGUAAUAUGAUAACACUAUGACAGGAGUUCAUGUUAUGAUGUUAACACUAUGACAGGAGUUCAUGUUAAUAUGUUAACACUAUGACAGGAGUUCAUGUUAAUAUGAUAACACUAUGACAGGAGUUCAUGUUAAUAUGAUAACACUAUGACAGUAGUUCAUGUUAAUAUGUUAAUAUGAUAACACUAUGACAGGAGUUCAUGUUAAUAUGAUAACACUAUGACAGUAGUUCAUGUUAAUAUGUUAAACCCUAUGACAGGAGUUCAUGUUAAUCUGAUAACACUAUGACAGGAGUUAAUGCUAAUAUGAUACGAGUUCAUGUUAAUAUGAUAACACUAUGACAGGAGUUCAUGUUAAUAUGAUAACACUAUGACAGUAGUUAAUGUUAAUAUGAUAACUCUAUGACAGGAGUUCAUGUUAAUAUGAUAACACUAUGACAGGAGUUCAUGUUAAUAUGAUAACACUAUGACAGUAGUUAAUGUUAAUAUGAUAACUCUAUGACAGGAGUUCAUGUUAAUAUGAUAACACUAUGACAGUAGUUCAUGUUAAUAUGAUAACACUAUGACAGAAGUUAAUGUUAAUAUGAUAACACUAUGACAGUAGUUUAUGUUAAUGUGAUAAUGUGAUAACACUAUGACAGGAGUUAAUGUUAAUAUGAUAACACUAUGACAGGAGUUCAUGUUAAUAUGAUAACACUAUGACGGGAGUUCAUGUUAAUAUGGUAACACUAUGACAGGAGUUCAUGUUAAUAUGGUAACACUAUGACAGGAGUUAGUAUUAAUAUAAUAACACUAUAGAGAUAAUGUUAAUAGGUUAACCCUAUAGAGUUAAUGUUAAUAUGUUAAUGUGAUAACACUAUGACAGGAGUUA
Messenger RNA from Oncorhynchus keta (chum salmon), 4034 nucleotides. Its product is annotated as ankyrin repeat domain-containing protein 13B-like. Lineage: Eukaryota; Metazoa; Chordata; Actinopteri; Salmoniformes; Salmonidae. Bases 382 to 2310 code for a protein of 642 amino acids. The transcript has 15 exons. Gene Ontology annotation, molecular function: protein binding. The record is from RefSeq and is a predicted model, not a curated record. Gene Ontology annotation, cellular component: cytoplasm.